Messenger RNA from Agelaius phoeniceus (red-winged blackbird), 1777 nucleotides. It is a transcript of the gene GPR75, whose product is annotated as G protein-coupled receptor 75. The record is from RefSeq and is a predicted model, not a curated record. Gene Ontology annotation, molecular function: C-C chemokine receptor activity. Gene Ontology annotation, biological process: G protein-coupled receptor signaling pathway. Gene Ontology annotation, cellular component: plasma membrane. Lineage: Eukaryota; Metazoa; Chordata; Aves; Passeriformes; Icteridae.
AUGAACGGGUCGGAGCGGCUGCCGGCCGGGCCCGCGGAGCAGCUGGGCGCGAACGGCAGCGGCACCGCGGAGCUGCGGGAGGGCACCCACGCCGCCACGCUGGCCGCCUGCGCCUCCCUGCUGGCCCUCGUCUUCUGCCUCGGCUCCUACGGCAACCUCAUCGUGCUGCUCUCCUUCUUCGACCCGGCCCUCCGGAAAUUCCGCACCGACUUCGACUUCAUGAUCCUCAACCUCUCCUUCUGCGACCUCUUCAUCUGCGGCGUGGCCGCCCCCAUGUUCGCCUUCGUCCUGUUCUUCGGCCCGGCCCGCGGCGUGCCCGGCACCUUCUGCUUCACCUUCCACCUCACCAGCUCCGGCUUCAUCAUCAUGUCUCUCAAGACGGUGGCGGUGAUCGCGCUGCACCGGCUGCGCAUGGUGCUGGGCAAGCAGCCGCACCGCGCCGCCUCCGCGCCCUGCUCGCUGCUGCUCACGCUGCUGCUCUGGGCCGCCAGCUUCACCCUGGCCACGCUGGCCACGCUGCGCACCCGCGGCUCCCGCCUCUGCCUGCCCAUGGCCAGCCUGCCCCGCGGCCAGGGCAGGCUCAUCCUCUACCUCUAUGUCACCGACUUCAUCUGCUGCGUGGCCGUGGUGUCCGUGUCGUACGCGAUGAUCGCCCAGGCCCUGCGCAGGAACGCGCGGGCGAGGCGGUGCCCUCCUGCCGCCGUGGCCGUGGGCACCGCCAGGGCUCAGCCCUUCGCGGGGCCCGAGGCCGUGCCCGCUCUGUACAGGACCCAGAGCUGCAGCAAGCCGCCCCACGGCCAUGCCAAGCUCCCCGGCCGGCUCCCGCUGGCCUCGGCCGUCAACCUGGCCACGGCCAAAGACUCCAAGGCGGUGGUGACGUGCGUGGUGAUCGUGCUCUCCGUCCUGGUGUGCUGCCUGCCCCUGGCCAUCUCCUUGGUGCAGGACAUGCUGUCCGGCAGCGGUGGCUUUGUGCUCUACCAGUUCGAGCUGUGCGGGUUUACCCUCAUCUUUUUCAAGUCGGGAUUAAAUCCCUUUAUAUAUUCCCGCAACAGCGCCGGGCUGCGGAGACGCAUGCUCUGGUGCCUGCAGUACGUGGCCCUGGUCUUUUUCUGCUGCAAGCACAAGACGAGGCUUCGAGCCGUGGGCAAAGGCAGCCUGGAGGUCAACAGGAACAAGUCGUCCCACCACGAGACCAACUCGGCCUACAUGUUGUCCCCGAAGCCUCAGAAGAAGGGUUUGGCGCAGGCGUGCGGUGCCAGCCACUCCAAAGACAGCGUGCUGAGCCCCAAGGCCUCCGCGGGGCAGCAGCAGCAGCACUACGGGCAGAGCAGCUCCACGCCCAUGAACACGCGGAUCGAGCCCUACUACAGCGUGUACAACAGCAGCCCCUCGGCGGAGGCGAGCACCCCGCACAGCCUGCAGCCCGCGGGCUCCGCCUUCGCCUUCUCCAAGCCCUGCGGCGCCGCGCUCCAUCCCUCGGGCAGCACGGCGGGGCGGGAAUGCGGCGCUGCCAGGCUCAUACCGCUGCCCUCCGUGUAGCCUCGGCUCAUCCCGGCCCUUCCAGAGGGCCUCCCGCUCCGCUCUGGGGAGGAACUGCUCCAAACUCCGUGAUGCUGCUGCCAGUGAAUAGAAACACCGCUCCCGUUUGCGUUGGAAGCAAACGCGGGGCUGUCGCCUCCUUGACGCGCUUUGGGGUUGCCGUGGAGAGCCAGCAAGGGGGAUAUUUUAGGUUUGGAAUUGUUGCGCGAGGGUGGUUUUGUUACUAAGUUUUACUGCU